Molecule: messenger RNA, 1535 nt
Organism: Calliphora vicina (urban bluebottle blowfly)
Lineage: Eukaryota; Metazoa; Arthropoda; Insecta; Diptera; Calliphoridae
Exons: 4
Coding region: 365-850 (161 amino acids)
Biological process (GO): septate junction assembly
Cellular component (GO): plasma membrane
Source: RefSeq, a predicted model, not a curated record
ACUUGAAGAGAACACACAAAGUUGUUUGUAAAAGAGAGCACUAAGAAAACAACAAAAAGCGUUUUUCUAGUUGAUGAAUUUUCAAACAAACCAAAGAAAUUUAGUUGUAAAUUAAGAGUGCUGGAGAACGCGUGCGUGAAAAAAGUGUAACGGUCGUAUUGAAAAUAAAAAAAAAACGGAAAUUAAAAUACAAAAAGAAAAGAAACGAAACGAAUCUAAAACUAAACGAAAUAUUUUAUAAUUUUAAAGUGAUUUUGAAAAAAAAAUACUAAACUGCACCAGUAACAAAAUUAGUAUUUGUUUAAAUAUUUGUAAUAACAAAUAGAUUUAACAACAGCAAAACAAAUAAAUAUCACGUGUUGAAAUGUCGCCUGCUGAGGAAAAUUCAUAUACAACGGGUCCCAGUAAAACGGCCACUUAUACUUUGGUGGCCUUAAAACUUUUAGAAUUGUGUCUCAUCAUUUGCUGCAUUGGCUUGAUCGAUGAACCAGCCACUCACUCAUCUAUACGCACAUUUAUUACGCCUCGUGUGGUGGCCUUAUGUUAUGUGACCUUUGGCUGCCUAUUAAUUUAUACAGCCAUUUAUUUAAUUAUGGCUUUAUUUGGUGAUUUAACGCCUUGGCGCACCUCUGCUUUGUGGUCGAUUGUGGCUUUUAUUCUGUUUGUGGCCACCACCGCCUUAUUGUUCCGCGAUUGGUCUUCAACCAAGGAUUUGAACUACUGGCAUCCCAAUAUGCAGCGUUUGGAUUUGGUAUUGGGCGCUGCCUCCGUAUCCUUAGUCACUGCUCUCAUUUACAUUUUGGAUAUAUUGGCCACUUUGCGUUUUGGUUUAAGUGGUGCUUUAGAAUAGACAAAAAUUUAACGAUCAAUUUUACUCGUUUAAUCGUGUUACUGUGGCAACUCCAUUUACAAAAACAAAAACCUUAUAUUACCGUUCAUUCCAUUUCCGUCCAUUAUUGUUUAACAUGUUUAUUUAUUUAAACUAGACAACCCUGUUGUUGUGGUUGUGUGCCUUAGCUAACCGUUUAGUCUGUUCAUAACAGGUUGCUGUCUUUACUAAUGUUAACAUACAACAAUUCGAGUUUUACUUAACAUUUCGCUGUAAUAUUUACAGUGAAAUGAAUAGGUAGCAUGCUGCAUACAUAUUUUAACAUACACUUUAUUAAUAUAAGCUGUGUUUCCGUACUAAACAGUUAUACAGAUUUUAGUUGGAAUUAGUCAAUGAAUUAAUUUAAAUUCCUUUUAAAACCUUUUAUUUAUGACUAGUAUGGAAACUCAGCAAUAAUUUUAGUUUUAAAUUUCUUAAAAAAACGUUAUUUUUUACUAGCAUUGUCAUGUGUGGUGUAUUGUUUUUAUUGAUGUUAAAUUGAGCAAAAUAAUACAAAAAACAAAAUGUACAAAAAUUAUUUAACUUUAAUAUAUAUUUACAUACACAUUAAACAUAAUUAAUAUUUAAGAAAGAAAAUAAAUGUUUAUAAUUUUUAAAUAAAUUAAAUAUAUUCGUAAAUGUUUGCAUUUUUAUACCCUGCAGAAAA